This is a messenger RNA of Chironomus riparius, 2086 nucleotides long. The record is from the annotation of a GenBank genome assembly. NCBI's taxonomy places the organism in Eukaryota, Metazoa, Arthropoda, Insecta, Diptera, Chironomidae.
AAAAUUCACACACGAGUUUUUACAAUUUUAUUAAUUAAACUAAGAUAUACAGUUUAAAGAGGAUAUCUAAUAGGCUAUUUAGGUUUUUAAACUCAUUUUAUAUUACUAAAAAUGAAUAAGCACAAAAGAAUGGAGAAUAAAAAGCGAAAAACAGCUGCUUUAGUUAAUAUUAUAAAAAUUAAUGAAAAGGAUAAGAAAAUAGUAGAGAAACAAUUGGAAAAUGAAGUUAAAGAAAAGGAUUCGAACGAGGAGCCUUUAUGCAAGAAAAUCAAAACUGAUGAGGUAGUUACUAGCAUUGACAAAUCAAUUUCAGACGAACAGUACAAGAUACUUAAAAGUGAAUUGCAAUUGCGUAAAAAUGCCUUAAAUAAUGUUCCUAAAUUCCGACUUAAAUUCUUUGGUGACAAGGCAAGGUUAUUAAACAGCACUAAAACUCGUCAACCACUAAUGUUUGAGGAUAUCCAAUAUCUUUUGAUGUCUGCACUUUUGGGAAGUAGUUCGCCAUUCAAACCUGAUAGAUGGUGUGUGCUAGAAAAACCGAAUAAAAUUACACAUACAGUCAUUCUUGUGAUUGAAGGAUUAACAUCGUAUAAUUUCAUAGCCAAUGAAAGUUUAUUUGUGAAAACAAAAGGGAUUUUUGAGGACCAACUUGAAGUCAUUCUUCCUAAAAGUCAUAAAUGUAAGCUCAUUGAGGAACUUUCGUAUGUGCCACUUACUCAAUCACACAAAGAACUACUAAUAAAGAAAUUUGGAAGUUUAGAAGCGGCGAUGAAGCUCAACAAGAAUCCAAAUGAUAUGUUUGCCAAAAGUUUAUUUCCAAUCGAUAGCGAUGAAGACACAGAUAUAAUACAAAUUAGAGACGGUGAAACUUUUCCAAGGACAAGACUUUUACUUUCUCCAUUACAAAUGAUGAUUGAAGGAUAUCCAAUGCCAAUAAAAGGAGAAUAUGAAGAAAGAUAUAAAGAUUAUCGCUACACAAAGAAUCAUUACAAGUCAGUGUCUGUCGAUUCUCCAAUGUUUGGUCUUGACUGUGAAAUGUGUCGAACUGUUAAAGCUGAAAAUGAACUUGCGCGUGUGUCAAUUGUUGAUGAGAAUUAUAAGAGCAUUUACGAGACGCUUGUUAAGCCUGAUAACAAAAUCACAAAUUAUUUGACUCAAUGGUCAGGUAUCACAAAAGAAAUGAUGGAUGAUGUCACUAAAACAUUAAAAGAGGUUCAAGACGAAGUUUCAUCAUUACUUCCAUCUGAUGCCAUUCUCGUUGGUCAAUCAUUGAAUUGUGAUUUGAAUGCGAUGAAGCUGAUGCAUCCAUAUGUUAUUGACACAAGUGUAAUCUUUAAUUUGUCUGGUGAUAGAUGUCGAAAAUCGAAACUUCAAUUGUUAGCCAAGCAGUUUCUACAAGAAGACAUUCAGAUUGAUAAAGCAGGUCAUUCGAGUGUUGAAGAUUCAACAGCAUGUUUGAAAUUAACAAAGCUUAAACUGUCUAAAGACAUCUAUUUUGGUGAUCUUGCAUUGCAGACAAAAAAGAGCCUAUAUGAGAGCAAAAAUAUUGUAGAAUCAGGAAUUGCCAAGCAUGAAGAUUCUACAAUUAAUGUAAAAACACCGCUUUUCAGUCAUGCAAUUAAGCGACAAAAGAAAUCUGCGAUAAUUUCGACAGAAAAAUGUAAUGUUGAUUUGAAAAAGUUCUAUUCAAAGAAUCAAUUUAAUGCUUUACCGGACGAGUCAAUAGAUCAUGAUCAUGGAAUUAGACAUCACAAAGAAUCGACGGUUAAAAAGGUUAUUAAAAAGGCACGAGAAAUUGCAAUAGAUAAUGACUUCAAUAUCUGUCAUUUUAAUGUUUUUGAGGAUUUAAUGGAUGAAGACGAUAGUGACAACAGUUAUCACUGUAUUGAGGAUGCUAAUGAUGACGAUAAAGUGGUUCAGCUAAUCCCGAAAAUCGAUAAAUGGAUUGAAAAAGUGUACUCAAAAGUUGCAAGCAGCGGACUAUUUGUAGUGCUUUUUGGAGGUCGUGAGAAUAACUCGAACGGUUUAUCAAUGAUUCACAUCAAGAAUUAAAACUACUAUUCUUCAUUUUUGAUAUAAAUAAACU